Messenger RNA from Labrus bergylta (ballan wrasse), 1549 nucleotides. It is a transcript of the gene henmt1, whose product is annotated as HEN methyltransferase 1. Gene Ontology annotation, molecular function: O-methyltransferase activity; RNA methyltransferase activity. Gene Ontology annotation, cellular component: cytoplasm; nucleus. The record is from RefSeq and is a predicted model, not a curated record. Gene Ontology annotation, biological process: piRNA processing; RNA methylation; siRNA processing. NCBI's taxonomy places the organism in Eukaryota, Metazoa, Chordata, Actinopteri, Labriformes, Labridae.
CACGUCGAGAUGGAGCCGAUGUUCAGUCCGCCGCUUCACAGGCAAAGACACCAGUUUGUAAUUGAUUUUGUGAAAAGAAACAAAUCCAAAAAGGUGGUGGACCUCGGCUGCGGUGAGUGCAGCCUUCUCAGAAAACUGAAGUUUCACCGUGAAGUUGAGCUGCUGGUUGGAGUGGACAUCGAUGGUGCCAAAGUAAAGAAACGCAUGCAUGACUUAGUUCCUAUAUCAACUGACUAUCUGCAGCCGACUUAUGAUCAGCUGUGCAUUGAGCUGUACCAGGGAUCUGUAACGCAGAGUGAUUCCCGCCUCAGAGGAUUUGAUCUAGUGACCAGUAUAGAGCUCAUAGAGCACCUCACUCUUCCUGAUGUGGAGUACUUCUCUGAGGUGGUAUUUGGUUACAUGACCCCGGUUGCUGUUAUUGUCAGCACCCCAAACUCUGAGUUCAAUCCCCUUCUCCCUGGACUCAAAGGUUUCAGGCACACUGACCACAAGUUCGAGUGGACUAGAGCAGAGUUCCAGUCCUGGGCUCUUAAGGUGUCUUUGAAGUAUGGCUAUGAGGUGGAGUUCACUGGUGUUGGAGAGGCACCGACAGGUCACGAUGAGAGAGUCGGCUUCUGCUCCCAGAUUGGUGUGUUUCACCGGCUCAUGGGGAGAGAUGGCUGCAACAUUUUGUUUGCUGGUGAUGCCAUUGAUGUGUUUUCAUACACGCUGCUUUACAGUAUAAACUACCCCAGCCUGCAUGAUAACAACAUCUUGCGGAGGGUCCUGGUGACUGAGGUGUUGUACUGGGCAGAGAACCUGAGGAGAAGAUGGAUAGAGGAGAAGACUGGGGAGAGGGAUGAUUGUUAUACACAGUGCCAGGCUGAAGGAGGGGACCAAUGUCCUGGAUCUUCAGAGCAGGACAUGGAGAUGCAGGAGAAGCAGACGGCACAUGGAGCAGAGAUGAACCAUCUGAUGGAGCACCGUGGCAGAGCAUUGUUAGAAUAUCAGGCAGGAGAAGGUGACGAGGAGUUUUGGACAAAAGGCAAAGGAAAACAGGAGUCUAGCACAUUGCAAAGGAGUGUGUCUGUCCCUCUGGCUGUGCUGUGGACAUCCUGUCCCAAAGUCGGUGCCCUGAGUGGAAGUCUCAGUAACCUCAGACGCCUGUUGAUGGAUGGUCCCGAAGUGAAACUGAGCCAGGAUGGCUCUGCUCUGCUUGUAAAUCUUCAAGAACAGGACCUUGAAGAAGAAGAAGAAGAGGGAUCAGAAUGAUCUGGAGGACAGCGGAUAUGCUGGGGUCAGCCAGUGUUUCCACAGUGCUGAGCAAGAGGAAGACUGGGAGACAAAUGUUUGAUCUGGAGGAUACAGGACAAGUAGGUGACAUCUUCAAAUUUACCAAGCGAACUCAUGAGUGAACUUCACUUGGAUGCUACUGGACAUCACAAAAUGUUCUAACAAAUCCGUGAAGAGCUGGCUCUUGGAUUUGUUAAGUGGCUUUUUUUUUUUUUUUACUGCAACUUUGUUUUUCUGUAAGAAUUAAAGUGUCACCUCUGGCCUCUACAACACGAGU